Molecule: messenger RNA, 1891 nt
Organism: Boleophthalmus pectinirostris (great blue-spotted mudskipper)
Lineage: Eukaryota; Metazoa; Chordata; Actinopteri; Gobiiformes; Gobiidae
Product: caspase-3-like
Exons: 11
Coding region: 122-1177 (351 amino acids)
Biological process (GO): keratinocyte differentiation; neuron differentiation; positive regulation of apoptotic process
Cellular component (GO): cytoplasm
Source: RefSeq, a predicted model, not a curated record
CCAACCAAUCAGCUUCCUCCUCCAGAGUGUAUAAUUACUUUCUGACUGUCCCAGAAUCACUGUCAGAGACUCUGAGCUCGUCGUGCGUCGUCCGUCUCUGUUCUUAGCUCCAUAAAGAAUCAUGGCAGACAAACAAGACACUGUUGACGCAGCGAUGUUUGUUGCAGAUAAAGGACAGAGCAGCAGGAACACAGCUGACUCUAACUCCUUCACACUUGUAAUAAAGGUUAAGGCAGAUAAAGAGAAGAGCAGUGGGUUCACAGUUGACUCAGCAGAAAUCAUGGAUAACAAAGAACAAAUAACACAAAACAAAGAGGAUUCAGCAAAAAUCACCAAGGCCCAUGAAAAACUGAGCUGUGGGGAUGUAGUUGAUGCAGGAAAGUUCCAAAUGGAGACCACCGCCUCCUCUUCAGUGCGAGCUGUGCCGACCUUCCAGGACUCUGAGGAUCAGUGCAGAUACCAGAUGAACUUCCCCUGUCUGGGAGUCUGUCUGAUCAUCAACAACAAGAACUUUAAAGAAUUGAGCACUCGCGCUGGCACAGAUGCGGACGAAGCCGCUGCAAAGAAAACAUUUGAGGCUCUGGGGUAUAAAGUCAUUGUGCGCAAGAACCUCACUAAGAAAGAGAUGAAGGAGGAGCUGGAGAAAGUGUCUGAUGAGGACCACAGUGGAAAUGCAUCCUUCGUUUGUGUGAUUUUGAGCCAUGGAAAAGAGGAAGGGAUUUAUGGGACAGAUGAUAUAGUGAAACUAGAAAAACUCACCAAAUAUUUUAAAGGAGAUGCAUGCGAGACUCUCAUAGGGAAACCCAAGCUCUUCUUUCUGCAGGUAUGCCGUGGAGAAAAGUUAGAUUCUGGGGUGAAGGACAGAGACAUGGUCGACGCCACAGCGCUGCCCAUUACACAAAAGAUCCCAGUGGAGGCAGACUUCUUGUACGCCUACGCCACAGCUCCAGGACACUACGCCUGGAGGAACUCCCAGAACGGCUCCUGGUUCAUUCAGUCUCUGUGUGAGAUCCUGCCCAAAUAUAAACACCUGGAGCUGAUGCAGAUCAUGACCAGAGUCAACAGGAAAGUGGCCUUUGACUUUGUGUCCUCCAACAAUAAUCCCGAAUUUGACGGAAAGAAAGCAGUUCCCUGCUUCGCCUCCAUGUUGACCAAAGAUUUUUACUUCCCAGAAUAGAUUUUAAGCAGUGGUGGAACAUAGUGAAAUAAAAGAAAUAAAGUACUGCACUUAAGAAUACACUGUAUCUGUGCUUUACAAGUACAUUUUAAAGUAGAUACAGUUUAGUUUACUACAUUUUAAAGCAGGUAUCUGUGCUUUCUACUCCACUACAUUCUUGAAAAUAAAAUGAUUUUUUUAUUAUUGUUUGAGACCUGCUGAAAAGUUUAUUUUGAACAUAUUCAUAGUUUUCUGAACAGCUAGAAAAAAAAUGAUUUAAAACAAUCACUACAUUUGAAGCAUACAUUUUUAUUUUUUGCUUCAGCAUCUGUACUUUUACUUAAGUAACAAAACUGAGUACUCCUUCCACCACUGAUUUUAAAGCUGUACUGUGUAACUUUCCUGGUGGAGUGUCUGUCACUUGUCUGUCUCUAUCAUCAGUGGCAUUAGACUUAUUUAUCCCGAUGGAGACAAGCAGGUGAUGCUCAGAGGUAAAGUUACAGGUCAGAUCUGUGGAAAAGAGUAAAUUUAUUUAGAUUUUUAGUGUAACCAUGAGCAUAAGCACCUAUUUCUGUUCCAUAAAUGUUUGUUAUUUUUGUGUCUGAGACUUUUUAUUGAACCAAAAGAUAAUCAGGGCGUCAUGAGUAGGUUUUGAUAUUUGAAACCUUAAUGUUUUUUAAAUCUUUAUAAACUGUGAAUUGCAAAUUAUAAAAUAAAUCUGAUAUAAACUUUGUG